Messenger RNA from Pezoporus occidentalis (night parrot), 2739 nucleotides. RefSeq names its product collagen alpha-2(I) chain-like. Bases 1 to 2739 code for a protein of 912 amino acids. The transcript has 5 exons. Lineage: Eukaryota; Metazoa; Chordata; Aves; Psittaciformes; Psittacidae. The record is from RefSeq and is a predicted model, not a curated record.
AUGGACGUUAAUGGAAACGCAAGAUUGAAAUGUGCCCGCAGCUCCAGGCAGCGCUUUGUGUCGGGCCGGGACGGGGGAGAGGCGGUAACGAUCCAGCCCCGGGGAAGGCGAAGGAGGGAGAGCGUGAAGAGCAGCUCGGGCUCCGGGAGAAGGCGGGCAGAGACAGGAGGAAUGCAGAGAUGUGCAGGAAGAGAACGAGAAGGACCACGACAAGGGGGCCAACCCGAGCUGUUUGUCCCCUGGCGCAGCUCAGAGCAACCUCCGACACCGCCUCACAGAAGGCCGGUGCCGGCGGGCGGGCACCGCCGGGGACCAACCGGGCGCCUCCGGCGUCCCGCGGGCAGGGGACGGGGCAAAGGCGGCGCUCGCAGCGGCGCCGGGGGCCCGGCAGCACGGGGCGGGCUACGGGGAGCUCCACCCGAAGGCGACGUUCUCCGGUUUUCUGCUAAUGACGGGGGCAGUGAAACCCGAAGUCAGAGACACAGCGAGAGGCAUGCGUCCUCCAGCGGGAGUGAUGCUGCUGGUCUUUUCCCCCGGCUGCCGAGGGCGUCCCGCCGGUCACCUCCUCCUCCUCCGGGCAACUGCCCAGGAUUCACCCGUUUCACGGGGUAUUUUCAAAGCGCGGCCAAAGAAAGUCCUCCCUGGGUCGGUACCGGCUCAAAACCUCUUGUUUUCCACCUCUGUCAUCCGUUUUCUUCCUCGCCGCGGCUCCGGACCGCCCGGUCCCCUCGCCCCGGUGGCAGGGAGCUGUACUCCUGCAUUCAACACAUCACUUCUGGACUGUUCAUCUCUCACCACGCAGGAACUCCUGCAGUUCCGAUCUUUGCCACAAAACCGGCUCGCGAGGAUCAGUUUACUCGCCGUGCCCGGCUCCGGUUCCUAGCCCCGGUGCGGCGCGGGACGAGCAGGUACCGCCGGGGCAGGCGGGAGGCUGUGGCCCCGGGGAGCACCUUACGCCCUCCCGGUUUUAAGACGGAGGUUUUCCCGGCCGGGGGUGGGCAGGGAAACAGGACUUCCACUCCCGGGCUCUACGGCGGAGCCGCGGGCACUCCGGGCAGGACAGCAGCGGCAGCGGAGAGGCCGCGAGUGGCGGCGCCAGGGGCGGGCAGUGGCUCCGGGGUGCGAUGGGCCUCGCCGCCGGGACGUGGGGCACCCACCUCCCGCGGAAGGCCGGCGGGGUACGACCGCGCCUCGCUGCGCAGUGCCUACCAGCGGGGAGGAGGGAGGCGCGGAGCCGUGCCGCUCGGCCCAGCCGCAGCCACGGACCGGGCCUGCUCCCCGCCGGUGGUCCCCGCGGACCGCUCCGCUACAGACCCGGCUCCGCGCCCCCCGCCGCCGCCCGGGCAGAGGCCAUCUUGCGCCUGCGCAGCUCUCCCGCCUCGCGCCCGCGGAACUUCCCCGCGCACCCCGUUCGAAUCUGGCGGCGCGCAGGGACCCCUGGGCGCUCCGCACUGCACCGCGCAACGCCGCGCCCCGCGCGCAGCGCUGCCCCAGCGGCCUCCGGGAAACCGCGGCCGGGUGCUGCGCCCCUCUUCACCGCCGGGCCGGGCCGGGCCGGGCCGGGCCGGGCAGGGGGGAGGCGGGCACGCCCGGCUGGGUGCACGCCCGGCUGCCACCGCCCUCCGCAGAGGCGUAGCUGCCGCACCGCCCUGCUCUCCCAUCUGCUUUCCCUCCCCCAUCCUGCCCCUGGCGUGGGUGCUGAAGCGAGCCCGGAUAUUUGGGGAUAGGCCGGUUGAGGUCUCCCGGUGGCUGGGAGGCACUUUAACAGCAACGGAGGCGGCCCGCGCCUGUUCCCCAUCAGCGCCUGCAGCCGGGCUCCUGCCGCCGGUGUCUUUCGCACGCCGCAUCCCCGGCGGCAGAGGCCGAGGUCGGGAGGUGCCGCCCCUCAACCCGGGGCCUCCGCAGAGCGCGGAGCUCCUGGGCGGCCCUUGCUCACUCCUCCCUCGGCACGUGCUGGGGAUGCUCGAGAAGUGCCUCGUCGACGAGGCAUUCUCUGAUCACUCUCCCUGCGCGGGGUGCGGAGCUUGUGCGCACUCUCUGCGGGUUCCCGGAGCCAGUAGCCCUCGGGCAGUGCUGGGCUGCGCAGGGCACGGAGAUGCCGCCCGGCCGGCCACCGUGUGCUCUGGUGCCGCCGGCCGGGACGUGUCCCAUCUGGAGGGAUGGGGUUUGGUCUCUACGCUGGGUGGGCUGGUUACGGAGGGCGAAGGGCUGCGCCUGGAUCCUCGGGGAACAGAGGGCUGGGGCUCUGCUCCCGGGCGGGCGGGCAGGGAGAGCCCCGGGGCACGGCAGCAGCGGAGGCCGGCGGAGGCGAGGCAGGCGCUCGGCGCCGAGAGGGAUGCCUACAAGCCACGGGCUGCCAUUUUGUCUGUUUUACGUGGGCUGCCUUUCCCCUCUCCAGGAGCGCCGUGCGAGGCGGUGGCAGCAGCGCCCGCCCUUGCCCAGCCCUUGCCCGGCCGCCCCCCAGGAGGCAGCCCGGGAAUUCAGGAGGGGUACCCCCGGGAGAGCACCCUCCGGCCCCUGCCUCCCCGGUCCCGGCUCUUUCCCUGCCACCUCCGCCCUAGGUGCUCGGGGUUUGCAGGCUGUUCAGCUGAUUUGUUGCUAAUAGCAACCACACGACAGCGAUUUGCAGCCUUUUCUGCUGCCAGUGCCUCUCGUUACACCUUCUUCUGCAGAGCGGGGACCGUCCUCUGGCUGCGGCGUGUCCCCACCCCUCCAGCCGCCGCAGACCAGGGACAAUGA